Molecule: messenger RNA, 480 nt
Organism: Saprolegnia diclina VS20
Lineage: Eukaryota; Oomycota; Saprolegniomycetes; Saprolegniales; Saprolegniaceae
Exons: 3
Coding region: 1-480 (159 amino acids)
Source: RefSeq, a predicted model, not a curated record
AUGCCCAAGCCAGACCGCAGCCUACGCCACUUUUUUCGCAAGCGCGGCAAUGAGUUUCGGCCUUGGCAGCCACGUGGUCUGUGCCGCGAAGACGAGAGCGUACCUGUGCUCGACGCUCGCGCUCGCACGACGCCGAACAAGGUCGUCUACACAUUCCUCGACGACCGUGGCCGCGAGUCCGUCAAGCUCACUUUUGGCGAUCUUGACCGCGUGGUGGUCGUGUACAUUGGCGGGACGGUCGAGACGGUGCGUCUCUCGAUGCGGCUGAGCGACGAAGAGAAGAUCAACGUCAAGCCGAUCGUGCACCCGGCCGUCGAGGAGGGCAAGUGCCGACUGCGCUUCUUCAUCUCGUACUUGCACACCGAAGCCGACCUCAUUCGCACCGUGCAGGGCGCUGAGUCUGCUGUCGUCGAGGCCACGGUCGUCGAAGAAGUUGAAGAAGUUGAAGAAGUUGAAGAAGUUGAAGAAGUUGAUGCAUAA